This is a messenger RNA of Lotus japonicus, 1566 nucleotides long. Its product is annotated as S-adenosyl-L-methionine:benzoic acid/salicylic acid carboxyl methyltransferase 1-like. The record is from RefSeq and is a predicted model, not a curated record. Bases 46 to 1170 code for a protein of 374 amino acids. Gene Ontology annotation, biological process: methylation. Lineage: Eukaryota; Viridiplantae; Streptophyta; Magnoliopsida; Fabales; Fabaceae. The transcript has 4 exons. Gene Ontology annotation, molecular function: S-adenosylmethionine-dependent methyltransferase activity.
AGAUCAAAACAUAAACACAGAAAUCAAGUUUAGAGAAAGAGUGAAAUGGAGAAAAUAGAAACAAGAAAGGAUGUGGCACAAGUACUGCACAUGAAUGGAGGCACCGGAGAAACAAGCUAUGCCAAAAACUCCUUACUUCAGCAAAAGGCUAUUUCAUUAACAAAGGCAUUGAGAGAGGAAGCCAUAACCAGCCUCUACCUUAAGAAAGUCCCGAGAAUUUUAUCCAUUGCAGACUUGGGUUGCUCCUCUGGACCAAACACUUUCAUGGUGAUAUCUGAAAUUAUCAAAACGGUGGAGAAUCUUUGCCGAGAAAUGAAGCAUAAGGAGUCUCCUGAAUACCAUUUCUUCAUGAAUGAUCUUCCUGAGAAUGAUUUCAACAGCAUCUUUAAGUCCCUUGGCAGUUUCAAAGAGAAGCUAAGUGAUGAAAUAGAAGCUGAGACUGGCCCAUGCUUUUUCACUGGUGUUCCAGGCUCCUUUUAUGGCAGGGUCUUUCCGACAAAAACUUUGCAUUUUGUCCAUUCCUCUUACAGCCUUCAUUGGCUAUCCCGGGUUCCUCAAGGCGUAGAGAAUAACAAGGGCAAUAUUUACAUGGCUCGUUCGAGUCCCUCAAACGUCCUCAAGGCUUACUAUGAGGAAUUUCAAAAAGAUUUCUCAUCAUUUCUCAAGUCUCGUGCAAAAGAGCUAGUUGAAGGAGGUAAAAUGGUUUUAACACUUUUAGGAAGAACAAGUGAAGUGCAAUAUAGCGAAGAUGGUUGCGAUAUUUGGGAUCUUUUGGCUUUGGCUCUUAGUGACAUGGUGUCCGAGGGAAAAAUAAAUGAAGAGAAACUAGACACUUUCAACCUGCCUUUGUACCAGCCAUCUCCAUCUGAAGUGAGACUAGAGGUUCUGAAAGAAGGUUCAUUCACCAUUAAUUGUUUGGAGAUAUCUGAAGUACAUUGGAAUGCUCAUGAUGGCUGGAAUGCCUUCGAUUCAAAAUCUCUCGAUAGUGUUGGCGGAUAUAAUGUUACAAAGUGCAUGAGGGCCGUUAACGAACCAUUACUCAUCACUCACUUUGGAGAAGCUGUCAUUGAUGAGAUUUUUCGUCGAUAUCAUGCAAUCCUAAUUGAUCGAACGUCCAAGAACAACGUCAAAUUCAUUAAUCUUAGCAUAUCAAUGACCAGAAAUGAAUGAGGGACAAGUUGUUUGCAUAAUUGUGGUUCCUAUAAGAAAGAAAAAAUAAACUUCAUCUCUGUUGUUGUCUGUUUACAUUAUGUUUGUAAUAAUUAAUUAGCUUGGAUGUUGGUAGUGGGUUGUCCACUUACUCUUCUUCCGGGCCCAAACGAACCAUCCUGAGGCCCAAGUGGCUUGUGAAUUUCAUUUAGUUUGUAUUGAGUCUGUUUUCACUUCUGUUCUAGAAUUAAUAUUUCCUAUAGGAGGAUGUUGUCACUUGUAUGACAUUCCUUAACUAUAGGAAACAAAUUCAAACAAUAAAUUGUAUUGAGUUGAAAGUAAUGGAUAUGUAGAAAAUUGUCGUAGCCAUCUUUGGUGGGAUAACAUUCUUCCUACCAACUUGAUGUUUUCAUGUCA